Messenger RNA from Oncorhynchus gorbuscha (pink salmon), 1708 nucleotides. It is a transcript of the gene st3gal7, whose product is annotated as ST3 beta-galactoside alpha-2,3-sialyltransferase 7. The coding region runs from base 160 to 1350 and encodes 396 amino acids. Gene Ontology annotation, molecular function: lactosylceramide alpha-2,3-sialyltransferase activity. NCBI's taxonomy places the organism in Eukaryota, Metazoa, Chordata, Actinopteri, Salmoniformes, Salmonidae. The transcript has 8 exons. The record is from RefSeq and is a predicted model, not a curated record.
GAUCAGCGGUUAGGGACAUCUUCAGUUUAGUGUGGCAGCCAUUUUAGCUGAUUAUAGUAAUUUUCCUUCUUGUUCGUCACCAGAGCAUGGAGGACAGAAGAACACCAGACGACUGCUCUCUACAGACUUUCUCUAACAUUUCUGAGUCUUUAGGUCAGCAUGGUGACUCUGAAACACCUUAGUGUGGAGGACCCAGAUGACUACAGCUCUCCUCCGGUGCCUAAUGCUGACUUCACUGAGAAAACAGCUGUUACAGUUACACACAGGAGACCUACACCUGACACCAGGGAGAUGCUACUCAGCAGGACUAACAACCUAGCCUUGAGUCUAGUGCUGCUGGUGGGAUGCUACUCUGCUAUCCUGGUCCCUGCUCUUAUACCUUCAGACCCUCUGUCAGGGGCUAACGACAACCAACACACUGACAUGGUAUUACUAAACCGCUCUGCCUCCCUGCUUGUGCAGCCCUGCCAUCCGGGCUGGUGUGUGUCUCGUCUCGUCUCCCUGGACUCCUCCUCAGACCUCCAGAACAUCCCCGUGUUCCUCCAGUCGGAGAUUGCAGCAGACAGGUCUAUUCCCUGGGACUUGGCUCCUCCCCUGGGCCUCCAGGGCUGUGACGAGAGGGUGGCUAGGGCCCUGGCCUCUCUAACUCAUCCAGGCCUGCCCCCAUCCCUGGAGGGGAGAGGUAGGGGUGGGGGCUGUAGGAGGUGUGUGGUGGUGGGCAGUGGAGGGGUGCUACAUGGCAGCCACCUGGGAUCCCAUAUUGACCAGUAUGAUGUCAUCAUCAGGAUGAACAAUGCCCCAGUGUCAGGGUUUGAGAGGGACGCAGGCUCCAGGACCACUGUCCGUUUGAUGUACCCAGAGGGAGCUCCCCUUUCCCCCAGCGAGUACAGACACACCUCCCUGGUUACCCUGGUGGUCUACAAGUGCCUGGACCUGGACUGGCUCACCUCUGUCAUCACCAAACAGCCUCUGAGCUGGUGGUCCAAGCUGUGGUUCUGGAGAGACAUAGUGGAGAACAUUCCUCUGAAGCCGGAGAACAUCCAGAUACUCAACCCAGAGAUCAUGCACAAGACAGGCAUAGCACUGCAGAGAUACACACAGCAACAGAGGAAGUUAGUUCCUACGUUAGGUGCCAGUGCGGUGGUGAUGGCCCUACAGCUGUGUGAUGAGGUGAGCCUGGCAGGGUUUGGUUAUGACCUGCAGCAUCCCGGUGCCAGACUACACUACUAUGAGAGUCUAAGUAUGGACGCCAUCAAGGCCCAGGUAGUACAUGAUGUGAACGCUGAGAAGCUCUUCCUCAGAGAGCUAGUGGCUGCAGGUGUCUUGACUGACCUCACAGGGGCGCUGUGACAAAGAGACAGUACCAGGGAUGGACCCUGUUCUACCAGUUGUGGUUGGAGGUUAACUACCUUGCUCAAGGACAGAACGGCAGAUUUUUCCACCUUGCCGGCUCGGGGAACCAGCGACCUUUCUUAACAACCCCUGGUUCCUUUUCCUAGCAUGAUGAUUCAACCAAUCAAGGCUUAGUUGAAAAAUGUACUAUUAUUAUAUACUAUAUUAUGCACUAUAAAAAUGUACUAUUAUUAUAUACUAUAUUAUGCACUAUAAAAAUGUAUGCACCCAUUACUGUAAGUCGCUUUGGAUAAAGGUGUCUGCUAAAUGUCAUAUGUAAUUAUUAUAUAUUACAUGCCGAAAGCAGCCGUUUGUA